This is a messenger RNA of Mauremys mutica (yellowpond turtle), 2376 nucleotides long. RefSeq names its product interleukin 17 receptor B (gene IL17RB). Lineage: Eukaryota; Metazoa; Chordata; Testudines; Geoemydidae. The coding region runs from base 42 to 1628 and encodes 528 amino acids. The record is from RefSeq and is a predicted model, not a curated record. Gene Ontology annotation, molecular function: interleukin-17 receptor activity. The transcript is spliced from 11 exons.
CUUUCAGUGAUCUGUAGUGAGUAGGGUCCCAGGAAGUGGAGAUGACUCUGGCAGUAGGUAUCCUGCUGAUCUUGGUGCUGAGUAGCUGUGGUUCCUGGGGACAAGACUGGCCGUCUAUUAAGUGUGGCUUCGAAACUGGUCCUGCUCAUGAGUUGAGAAAGUGGCACAGUCUAACACCGGCAGAUCUUCAUAAUCUCAGUGCCCAGUUAAUUGAAACAGAAGUGGAUACACACUUCAGGUCGUAUCUUAUAAAUAUCAGCUGGAGCCUCAGCAUGGAUGCCAGCAUCAAAGAACUGACAGCCACAAAGAUCUGUGUGAUGAGUAAAGGAAUCAGAGAACAUUUUGAAUGUAUUCGGUGCAAUUACACAGAGAAGUUUCAAAGUCAAACCAUGUUGGGGAAUAGAAGAUGGCAGUUCCACUACAUUGGAUUCCCUGUAGAACCAGAAAUGUUUUAUUCUAUCAGUGCUUACAACCUUCCCCCUGCAAAUAUAUAUGAGGAUUCUCCAUCAAAAUCCAUCAAGUUAACUUCACCAGGUUGUAAAGAUAAUGUAAUGAAAUACAGCAAAAGUUGCAUAGAAGUGGGAAGUCUGUGGAAUCCAAAUAUAACUGCAUGUAAAAUAGAGGCAGAAGUGGAAGUGAAUUUUACCACAAGUAGCCUUGGGACCAAAUAUACCAUACUUCUCUAUGAGUGUGAGAAAUGUGAUGUACCUAUUGAACGGGAUUUGACGACAAAGAUCAAUGAAACUAGAACUUCUGUUAGAAUACCAGUGAGUGAUCAAAGCAACAAUAUUUCUGUUCAGAUCAUUCCGUAUUUUGCCAAAUGCAAAUAUGAUUGUCGAAGGCACAAAGGAACCCUAACAUGUGUUCAAAACCACAGUAAUGGGAGCAUCACAAUUGAUUCAACUGGAAGAUACGUGUGUUUCAUCCUUGUUGCUUUAUUUGUAACUGUGUGUGUGAUUGCUGCUGUAGUAUUUUUCAGGAACCAUGGUACAAAGAAAAUAUUCUUCCAUCAUGCAGAGCUACAACAACCGGUUAAAGUACUGGUUAUCUAUCCAAAAGAAGUGUGUUUUCAGCAUACAGUCCUGGCUUUUGCUGAAUUUCUGCAAAAGCACUGUCAAAGUGAUGUCAUUAUCGAUAUGUGGCAGAAAAGGAGAAUUGCUGAACAAGGCCCAGUACAAUGGCUUGCUAUUCAGAAAGAAAUUGCAGAUAAGAUAAUUUUCCUCAGUUCAAGAUAUAGCAUUACUGAGUGUGAUGCUGUUUGCCAUGAAAGCAUAGGAAACCACAAAGAUAACUCUGAGUGUAUGUUCACUCUUGCAUUUAACUUCUUCUGCAGUGAUAUGAAAAAUAUAUCUUCUCUGCACAAAUACAUGGUGGUUUCUUUUAAUGAAAUAAAUUCAAAAGACACUCUCCCAAGUGCCCUCAACAGCUGUCCAAAAUAUUGUCUUAUGAAGGACAUUGACAUCUUUUGUAGAGAUCUUUCUAGUUCAAAUAGGCAGGCCCAUGGCACAAAUAGAACAUUAGUGUGUGGUUGGAGCCCUACCACCAAAUGCAUACAAACUGAGGAAUACAAUAUAUUAUGUUCUACAAUAUCGACACGGUCUCAGCAGCAGCAGAAUAUGAUUUUGUAAGGCCCUUGAUGGAUUUGAAAUGAGUUUGCUUUGGUGAAAUUAAUUCUGGAUAAAACAAGCUUUACUUUCAGCCUUUUCACUGCUUAUUUGCAGGAUCAGGGCAAAGAUCAGUUAAGAGAAACUGAAGCUAUAAAAGUCUACAUAGGAGAGGUAGCCACCCAUUCACCAAUGUAUUGUAAACUCCUUUAUAUAAUUAUGAAGAAAUAUUUAAAGCUAGUCAUUUAAUUAUAAAGCUAGUUUUUAGAAUUACAGAAAAGAGUAUAGAAUGAAAAGAUAGGUACUGUCAAUUUGAUAUGGAAUUAUCAUUGUUACCAUACUGUAUUUGGAAAAUAAAAAACAAAAAUUAAUGGUCCUAUAGACGUUGGGGCAUGAUUUGGUCUUAUGUUUAAAACAAUUCUAAAAAAGGAGAAAAACAGGUAAAUUAAAACAUGAGGGGAAAAUAUCUUGAAUCACUUUCUGAUGAGAGGAGAAAAAUUACCAUUUUCUGUGUUUCAUAAGAUUGUUUAAAUUUAUCUUGUGCAUAUGUUAGCAGGUUUUUUCCCUUGAUCUGCUUAUUGGAUUUAAUUGUAACUAAAACUUCAUGUCCUCCUCUGGACUGUUAAUGCUACAAGAUUAUUAUACUCCUAUAUGAUAAAUUUUUGUCUGAGUAAGUUUUGUAGUGUAAAUAAAGGAUUUAAUACAUUUAUAUAAUAGUUAUAGCAGUUCUCUUCUUGGAGUGUCUGAUACUCAACUGCUAUGGAACUUAAGU